AUUUUAAGUACUUGCAUUUCAGACAGUGAAUAGAUAGUAGAACACGUAUUCAUAUAUAGAAAGCAAUUUUUAAGUGCUUAAAAUGGAGGGCUUUGAAUAUGUGGUCAAUCCGCCCGUGGCGUCAAAAGUGGCCUUUGGCUCAACGAUGCACCGCGAUGUAAUGCCAAUUAGUGGUCCAGCUAUGUCCAGCUACAUGCGUUCCCUACAGACGGAGCUACGGGAAUUUCCCGGUCCACUGGAUUAUGAUUGCGCAAAGCCAAUUGGAUUUAAGUAUCCCUCCAAUGCUGGAUUUUCGGCACUGGCCAACAAGAUGCCCCGUCUGCCUGUUGUGCGGGAUCAGAUCAUUCCCCCGUUAGGCACCUAUGAGCCCUCGCCUUGGGUUCUACGCGCUGGAUAUACAUUCGACCGGCAGGUGUCCACACUGCCCAAGUGGCUAACUCCCGGUCCCUCCACCUAUUCGAUUCACAACAAGUAUCCGAACUAUAAGAUCGAAACUGCUUUCGGCAGCUGUCGCCUUAUCUGGCCCGCAGUCGCCGUCUUCUGUGGCCCCAAGCACGAUGCCGUCUGCAUCGUCUGCCAUGAGACGCCCAAAGGCGAUUACUUCCACAGCUUCGCCAGCGACAAGGACAUGUGCAGGCAGUGCAUGGCCGAGCAGAUGGGGACCAUCAAGCACUGCGCCCUGAGCGUCGUCGAGCGGUAUCGCAAGCGCCAGUACAUCAAGCAGUUUGUGCCCGCCCGCUACUGCGGCUUCUUCCACGAUCACAACGGCACCACCGCCGCCACCGAGACAACCUCACGCAGGGAGCUACGCACAAAGAUUCGCGUCGAGAACUAUUUGUAUCGCUUUGCCAGCAAAGUGGCAUAAAAUAAU
This is a messenger RNA of Drosophila arizonae, 871 nucleotides long. RefSeq lists its product as uncharacterized. NCBI's taxonomy places the organism in Eukaryota, Metazoa, Arthropoda, Insecta, Diptera, Drosophilidae. The record is from RefSeq and is a predicted model, not a curated record.